AUACAUGCAUAAUUCAUUAAUUUACAUAUAAAAUUAAAUAAAAAAUUCAUUUAUUUUUAAUAAUAAUAUUUUCCAUUUCUUUAUCUUUUUCAAUUUUUAUCGAAUCAAUUUUCGCUUCAGGAAAUUUUUCUAAAAAAACUUUAAAUUUUUCCUUAUUUUUUUCUUCAUUUUCUUCUUCUUUUUCCUUAUAUUUUUAUUACAAAAACUUCACUUUUUUAUCUAUAUCUUCUUAAUUUUCUAUUUUCUCGUUUUCAUAUUACCCUUUAGUUAUAAAAACAGCCUUUUAUGAAUCUAUUUGAUAAAAAUCUCCCUUAUUUUCUUUAAAAAGGACAUUAUUAAAUGCUUGAAUGAUAGUUUUUAUAAUUUCUUAAUUCUUAUUUGAACAAGUGAAAAGUCCCUCGGCAUCAUACUUAGCGGAAAAAAACCUUAAUAUACUCCAAAUAAUUUUCUUAGUUUCUAAAUCAACUCCUAAUUUUUCAAAUAAAUCAUAUUUAGUUCCUAAAAGAAUUAUUUUUUAAUUUUUUUGCUAUUUUUUUAUUUCCUCAGUCCAAAAAAAUAAACUAUUUAAUAAUUAACUAAUAUUCGAAAGAUCUAAUAUUAUUACAAAAUAAAGUUCUUUUUCUUCCUAAAAAGAGCUUAUUAUUUAUUUUAAUUCCCUUCCUCCACCUAAUUCAUAUAUAUUUAUUAAUUCUUAUCUGCUUUUAUUAGAAAAUCUUAUAAAUUAAAAAUCUAUUCCGUUUGUUGGAAUAUAUUUAUCAUCGCCUUAAUAUUGACUUUUUAAAAUGU
This is a messenger RNA of Ichthyophthirius multifiliis, 786 nucleotides long. RefSeq lists its product as hypothetical. The record is from RefSeq and is a predicted model, not a curated record. NCBI's taxonomy places the organism in Eukaryota, Ciliophora, Oligohymenophorea, Hymenostomatida. The transcript has a single exon.